AUGACCUCACCACAAGCCAAUUCCCUCGACGACAUCUUCGGCUCGUCCCCACCCCACGAGAACACAAAAACCCCCCAACAACUAUCCAGCCAAGCUCCUGAGCCUUCGGAUCUUCCCUCUCUCCGCCGUCAACACGUCACAGCCGGCUACCGCGAUGGAGUCUCCGCCGCGAAAGGCGAGCACGUCCAGCACGGCUUCGAUGCCGGCUUCCCAAUCGGCGCACAGCUAGGCAUGAGAGCAGGGACGGUGAUCGGGAUCAUCGAAGGGUUACUGCGCGGAUUUGAGAGUCGCGCUGCGUCCGGAGCAAUAAAGAAACCGCUUCAGCGGAAGGAGGAAGGGCAGGGAACCGAGGCAGACGAAGCAGCGCGGCAGGCGAAGCGGGAGCAGCUGCUCAGAUUAUACCAGAAAGCUGUGAAGGAGCUGGAAGUCCGGUCCGUAUUUGCCGGGAGUGAGGAGGAGAGCACGCAAAACAACGAGGGGCAGGAGAAACCGGAGGUUGUCCUCCGCCGGAAAGGGGACGCCGUCAUUUCGCAGUGGGAGGACCAGGCCCGGGUGGCGCAUUGGGAAGAGAAUAUGGCCGCCCUGGAGCCAAAGGAGGAUGAACAGCGCGCGUCAACAUCAACAGAGCAGAUAUGA
Aspergillus viridinutans is the source of this 636-nucleotide messenger RNA. RefSeq names its product Yae1 family protein. The transcript has a single exon. The coding region runs from base 1 to 636 and encodes 211 amino acids. NCBI's taxonomy places the organism in Eukaryota, Fungi, Ascomycota, Eurotiomycetes, Eurotiales, Aspergillaceae. The record is from RefSeq and is a predicted model, not a curated record.